This is a messenger RNA of Colletotrichum scovillei, 615 nucleotides long. RefSeq names its product LSM domain-containing protein. Gene Ontology annotation, cellular component: NatC complex. The transcript has 2 exons. The record is from RefSeq and is a predicted model, not a curated record. Lineage: Eukaryota; Fungi; Ascomycota; Sordariomycetes; Glomerellales; Glomerellaceae. Bases 39 to 464 code for a protein of 141 amino acids.
AUCGCCGCCAAAGGGGACUGUUCGCACCUGCGCCGUCUAUGCGCCAUCCUAUCCUUGCAGAGAACCUUCACUCUCCCCGACGCCUGGAAAGCAAUGUUCAACAUUGCCGUCAACCAGUCGCCAUGGACAAACAGGAGGGAAGAGAUUUCCUGACUUCGCUUCUCAACAAGAACCUGCGCGUCCUGGCUACUGAUGGCCGUAUGUUCCUUGGCCAAUUCAAGUGCACCGAUCCGGAUCGCAAUGUAGUACUGGCUCACACCUACGAAUAUCGACAGCCAUCGGCGCAGCAGCGGGCUGAAGCUGCAAAGAAGGCUACAGAAGGAACCGCUUCGGUCACGAUGGACAUGACAUCCCGGUACCUAGGCUUGGUCGUGGUGCCUGGGCAGUACAUUGUGAAGAUUGAAGUAGAGGAGUUUGCGAGUCAGAUCGGGAGUCGGAAUCCAUACGCCGACGUUGUCGUAUAGGUCUCGAAGGUGAUUGAUCAUUUGCGCGGCUGUAUCCGGGGUGGAACGAAUUGUGAAGCGCUCACGAUUACUGGCGCGGAACAUCCGAACUCCAUGAAGCAUCACGCAGCAUGUAUGCAGUGUAUCGUUUGGGUAUGGAAUACUGGGCAUU